CAGCCAAUCAUCGCUCGCAUGAGAGAUUAUCCAGAAUCCUUGGUAUGUUGUUGAUGUAUGUAUAUGAAGGGCAGCCAUGUUAGCUAARGUGAUUUUGUUGCUAGUUUAUUUUCUUAUUAUAUUUUUAGCUGCUAGAAUCCUCGACCUUACUUCAAGUUGGUUGGAAGCAGGGUGCCUGGCAUCUCAGUUCUUCGAUCCGUUCRCUCUCAGUGUCCGUAAACUAAAAGAAAUCCUAGACAAGAGAGGGAUAAGUUAUAAUGGAGCUGUCGAAAAGAACGAACUGGCCGAUUUGGUCGAGGCUUCUGGAGUUGUGACUGAUCCAGAUACAUGUCUUUCUAAGGAAAAUCCUCUAGAAAGCGAAGAAGAAGAUAAUGAGUUUGCUUUUACUAGAGCUUCUCACUUCUUCGAGGAAGUCGAAGACACCAAAGCAGGGAGUUGGCUCGUGGAAGUUAUCCCACAAGGAUGUUCGCCUGUCCUAAAUUCCAAGCAGUGGAAAUCCUUUAAACGUAAAAUUUCAUGGUUUGGGAUAAGAAUGGGUACGUUUAAAUGUGAGAAUGAUCCGUGGCUUUGCCAUAAGUAUCGUUGGAAUAAAACUUCAAUCAUCCUUUCUAUGCCACAGAGCAACCAGCCGAAGGGUAACGUCAUUAUCCAAACAUAUGAUACGAAAAAGAAACUUAAUGUGGAUCGCGUCUUUCGUUGGGUAAACUCCAARUUAUCUGCCAAAAUAAUGGAAAUAGAUACUAUAGAUAGUUUUCGUAAAAAUCUAAGGAAUCAGUUGGAAAAGAACUACAUAUACGUGGCUCUUUUUUCGACUCUCCCAGAACCCCCAAUGUUUUUGUCAUCGCUUUCCAUCAAAUUUACAGGUCGAGUACGGUUUGCAUACUACACAUCCCWUUCGAAAAGACCGGUAUCUAAGGAGCUUAGAGAACUUGGCAUAAAACGAAUACCUACUUUGAUGUUAUUUACUCCUGAAGGGAAAUUUGCAUUUGGUGAUAGAAAAGGGGAGAAAUUUGAUUAUGGAACCAUGGACCUUUUUUUAAAAACACUCCAUCCUGAAGUUAAUGAUCUGUUCCUGACUGCCCUUUGUGUUGUCAAUCUGUGUUGUCUGUUAGAGUUGUUCCUUAUGCGUGGUGGAUUACUAAGGAGGACGUUUCAACUGCUGUGUUUAUUAACAUUUUAUAAUACCAGUCUUAUCAUACUUUCUCUACCYGCCAUUGGACUCUUUCAACUUCCAGGCCUAUCACCUAUCCUUGAUGCUGGUCUUAAAUUUUGUCGCUCAGUYAUGAGCACAGAUGUUGCAGCUAUCAUACGAAAUGAUUUYCUKYUAUGCAUCAACUACAGGSGUGUCACACUGGCAGGAUACUUCGCAUUUGGAGCAUUAGCUGCUUGGAUAAGAAGGAAAUAUAAAUGCUACUUCAGGAUUGUGGAUGAUGAUGAUGAUGAUGAUCCCAACGCAGACUGGUUAACUCAAGACCUUAAUUACUUUUCACAGUURUUUCAGUCCUUAUCACAGUGGCACCCUCAAAUCAACUAUUCUCCUGCUAGUUUUGAAGAUGGUUUUGAUAUGUUAGUGCGCAGAUUAGCUGUUCCAGAUCUUUGGUUGCACCCUGUAUUUCCAACAGACUACAUAAAAAACCUCCCAACUUGGAYGUUUUGUUCUAUACAUGAGGAUCAUGCUUCCAUUGGUACUACCAUCAAAGAUCACUCWGAAAAUGGCUGCACCUGCUCCUGUGUUGGAUCUCAAAAACCUCCAGGAAUCAUGGUUAGCAAGGAUUGUACAAUAUGUUUGGAAGAAUUYACCUCUGGUGCAACAGUCCUUGGGUUACCUUGUGGCCAUUGUUUUCAUCAACAGUGCAUUGGAAUUUGGCUAACAAGUGGAGGUACCAUAGCACAUCAGUGCUGUCCCAUWUGUAGAUGGCCUGCAUAUAGACCCAAACUUGUUGGUUCUUCUCCACACACAGAUGGCACACAGAAAUAGUCUUUCUUGUACAUGUGUUACAGCUAUUUUUAGAAAAGGAGGUCUUGUGAUUACUGAAUAUAUACCAUGAAUUGCAGCACAAAGACAGUCCCAGUAAAUCAAAAUAUAUGUGUUUGAAGCCUAAAUGAAGACUUGGCAUGAAACAGCCAAUUUUUUKAUUUCACUUGACAUGUUUCCCUGUCUCAUGYGAAAUGUUCAUCUGCUGAAUCACUAGUUUCAAUCAAUGGAAAUCUUUCUGGUUGACAGCACAUGGGGGUCAGUGUUUGACCACCAUUUGGAGCAGAUAAUCAGAUUCAAAGAUUUUUAUCAGUUGAUUGAAACCUGGCAAUACAAUGGGGUUAGAGUAGGUCAAAAAAUAAUGGCUGYUCAAUACUAGCUGGACAUGAUGACCARCCACAUUGGACUGAUCAACAUGUCACCAGUCAAGAGGACUGUCCCAAGUGAUCCAUUCACUGGCCAUUAUUUUUAGCUUUGGAAAGUGUUUUUACAAGUACUAAACAUUUUCUUUUUCAUGGGACCUUCAUUUCCAAAAUUUUUCCAUUCACCAUACAUUUUUAAUAAUAGGUGUAUCACAGUUAACAAUUUUUUUYGUUCAGUUUUAUUAUGUAACAAGAUGUUGCAUCAAGGUUUAAUCAAAGAAAGUAUUUACCUUAAUUGAAUUUGAUUUUUAACAGCAUUGUCUUGGUAGGGAAAUAAACAGAUCAUUUUUAAUAAUUUAUGUUGAUCAUCAGCAAAUUUCUGUCAGCAUGGAUUACAUAAAGUAGUGUUUAUCUUUUGGAUUUGUUUGAGCACUGCCCUUUUCACUUCUCACUUGUCCAAUGCAAUCAUUAUGCUAAAGGAUUAUAUAAUGAAUUUAGAUUUCAAACAUUACUAAUGUUUGGUAGAGUGAAAACCAUAUAUCUAUGAAAUAAUACUAAUUAGUACAAAAUAGCUUGAAACAAUGAAAAGAAAAGAAAUGGCAUGAUGUGUUUAGUGUCAUUUAGUUUUUGCUAUUGCACAGAUAUAUGGUUUGCACUCUAAUAAAGUUAUUUGGUUGUAACAAAUGGUUUAUGAAUAUUUUGUGUUUYCAACAGAACUGUAAAUUGAGGUAAACUGUUUUUGGAAGUCAAUAAAAGCUCAAAUAUUA
This is a messenger RNA of Actinia tenebrosa (Australian red waratah sea anemone), 3104 nucleotides long. Its product is annotated as E3 ubiquitin-protein ligase RNF103. Lineage: Eukaryota; Metazoa; Cnidaria; Anthozoa; Actiniaria; Actiniidae. Gene Ontology annotation, biological process: protein ubiquitination; ERAD pathway. The record is from RefSeq and is a predicted model, not a curated record. Gene Ontology annotation, molecular function: zinc ion binding; ubiquitin-protein transferase activity. Gene Ontology annotation, cellular component: endoplasmic reticulum.